AUGCGUAAGUGUAAGGUUUUUGUUGGUAACUCCCAUCCUGAAUUGGGUAAAUUGGUUUGUGAAAGAUUAGGUAUUGAACCUGCACCAUGUACUUUAAAGAAAUUUGCAAAUGGUGAGACUUCUGUUCAGAUCGGUGCUUCUGUUCGUGACGAAGACGUUUACGUUAUAGAGUCAGGUUCUCCUACCGUUAAUGAUCAUAUCAUGGAACUAUUAAUUUUAGUUUCUGCUUGUAGAGGUGGUUCUGCAAGAAAAAUCACUGCAGUUAUUCCACAAUUCCCAUAUUCUAAACAAUGUAAAAUGAAAAAACACAGAGGUGCUAUUACCGCUAGAAUGUUGGCUAACUUACUAAUCAUGGCAGGUGCUGACCAUGUCAUCUCCAUGGAUCUACAUGCCUCUCAAAUGCAAGGUUUCUUUAGUAAACCUGUUGAUAACUUAUACGGUGGUCCAAGUUUAGCUAGAUGGAUCAGAGAAAACAUCGAGGAUUACCAAGAUGCAGUUGUAGUCUCAAAAAAUCCAGGUGGUACCAAAAGAGUCACUGCUUUGGCGGACGUUUUAAAGAUCAAUUUUGCAAUGAUCCAUACUGACCGUCGUCGUUCAAAAGAUUUAUACUCUCAAAAUAAAGACUUGAAACAAUUAAAACUAAGAAAACAAUCUUUACUGAGAAAGAAUAGACCGAUUGUCAGACCUGGUGACACUCCAAAUGAAGAAGAAAAUAUCAUCUUGACUAAUGGUAUCCAAACUGCUAGAAUUCGUAAUGGUCAUGUUAUUGGCGAUGAUGAAGAAGAAGACUGCGACGAAGCUAUCGAAUCCGAUGGCGAAACAGUUUCUGCAAAUGGUUUCUCUUCCUCUGGGUUAGGUGAAACAUAUGACGCCAUCGAUUCAGAAGAUGAAGAAGACGUUGAAAAAUUACAACAAGAAAAAUUGAUUACUUUGGUAGGUAAUGUUCGUGACCGCCCAGCUAUUAUUUUAGAUGACAUGAUUGAUAGACCGGCAUCUAUUAUUGAAGCUGCUGAACAUUUGUUACAAAACUGUGGUGCCAAGAGAGUUUAUGUCGUCGCUACUCACGGUAUAUUUACUGGUAAUGCUUUAGAACUAUUAGAACAAUCUAACGCCAUCCACCAAAUCGUUGUCACCAACACAUACCCAAUUAGCCAAGAGCGUAUAGAAAAGUCUAAAAAGUUAACUGUUAUAGAUGUUUCUCCAAUUUUUGCUGAAUGUAUUCGUCGUGAUCAUUACGGUGAAAGUAUAUCAGUUCUAUUUGACUCUUUAGCUUCUCUUUAG
Vanderwaltozyma polyspora DSM 70294 is the source of this 1281-nucleotide messenger RNA. RefSeq names its product ribose phosphate diphosphokinase subunit PRS1 (gene PRS1). Gene Ontology annotation, molecular function: magnesium ion binding; ribose phosphate diphosphokinase activity. The coding region runs from base 1 to 1281 and encodes 426 amino acids. Gene Ontology annotation, biological process: purine nucleotide biosynthetic process; 5-phosphoribose 1-diphosphate biosynthetic process; ribonucleoside monophosphate biosynthetic process. Gene Ontology annotation, cellular component: ribose phosphate diphosphokinase complex; cytoplasm. NCBI's taxonomy places the organism in Eukaryota, Fungi, Ascomycota, Saccharomycetes, Saccharomycetales, Saccharomycetaceae. The record is from RefSeq and is a predicted model, not a curated record. The transcript has a single exon.